Drosophila novamexicana is the source of this 1559-nucleotide messenger RNA. Its product is annotated as PSME3-interacting protein. Lineage: Eukaryota; Metazoa; Arthropoda; Insecta; Diptera; Drosophilidae. The record is from RefSeq and is a predicted model, not a curated record. The transcript is spliced from 3 exons. Bases 807 to 1538 code for a protein of 243 amino acids. Gene Ontology annotation, cellular component: nucleus.
UUGUAAUUGUCAAACACAAGCAAGAGCUUGUAGCCCACAACUGCUUAGACUAAGGGGAUCUACCUUCAGUUGCUAAAAGCGCGGUAUCCAUUCCAACCAAACAUUGUAGAAAAUAAAUAAAUAAAAUGAAGCACUGACUGAAUCGUGUGCCAAUUGCCGCAAGAUUUGCUGGCCAAAAUCAUUAUAGUUGUGGGCGUGGCAUGUCAGGAGCAGCGUCUCAAUGAACCAAGGUUUCAAUCUAGAAUCAUGGCUUAAUCCAAGUAGCUUUGACGUUUCCAUUCCCACCAGGACCUGGCAGAAGUUCACAAAACAAUUUGAAUCUCAUAUGUAUAUAUACAAACAUAUGCAUUCCAACAGUAAUAUAUUUAUAGUUGUGACGAAUAUUUAUUACACAAGUUCAAUAAAAUGAGCGAUACGACUAAGAAUUUGCAAGUAAAUCCGUAUUUCAUAUUUCUCGCCCAGUUUCGUGAAAAUCUCAAAGCACGGGGCGUGACGAACAUCAAAGCCACAACUGUGGCUCGAAUGGCUGGUAAAAAGUGGCGACAAAUGAGCGACGCUCAAAAAGCCAUAUACAGUGGAAUAGCGCAAAGCAAUCGUGAAGCACGUUCGCGCGGCUACAGCGUUUAAACAAAAAUUACAAAAAACAAAUGUUACACAGAGACAAUUCAAAAUUAUAUUGUUGGCGCGUAUAUUUCGGCACUGUAAUCGUUUUUUUUAGCAAUCGAUGACAAUUAAGCACGUUAACCAACACUACCCAAAGGCGACAACACAUUUUCUAUAUAGUAAUCCAUUGACAAGAAAUUAAAAUGAGUUCCGGAUUUGUUACUGAAUCCGAGGCAGCAGAAGCACGCCAACGCCGCCAGGAGGAGUGGGAACGCGUACGGCAGCCCGAGGAUCCCAUGGAGAGACCCGAGGAACCAUACGACGGACGUUCGCUAUACGACCGCUUAAAAGAGCAGAAGACAAAAAAGGAUAUGGAAUUUGAAGAAGCACACAAGCUGAAGAAUCUAAUACGUGGCCUAGACGAUGAUGAGGUGCAGUUCCUGGAGCUUGUUGAUGCUCAUAAAAUGAAUACCGAGCGUCAACAGAUGCGUGACGAGAAGCUGGAGCUGGAGGAUUUUCGCAAUCGAGUUGAAAAGCUGCAGGAGGAGAGCGUAGAUAAGAAACUUCAAGCGGAGCUAAAGACGACAGCCAAAUCUGUCGGUGCAUCGGCCACGGCGCGCAAUACACAAAAGUCACUGCUGGGACAGGGCAUCAAGCGCAAAAAUGGCGAGUUGCCCACAACCAGCAAGGUGUCUAAAACGGAGCAGGAAACUACCGCAGAGAAAUCGAUAGCACCUGCAACAAUUAGCAUCAACACAACCAAACACGAUGUUGGCGGUCUCAAGUGUAUCGCCAUACUCCCAGGCAUUGGAUCCUACACCGAGUCGAGCGAUUCUGAGGCGAGCACCGAUACCGAUGAUCACGACCACGAUAAGAACAGUCUGGUGGAUUUGUGUGGUCGCAAGAUACUCAAAAAGAAACAGUGCGCCGAGUAAAUUGGUUUCUUUUGUAUUUUG